Molecule: messenger RNA, 2845 nt
Organism: Haplochromis burtoni (Burton's mouthbrooder)
Lineage: Eukaryota; Metazoa; Chordata; Actinopteri; Cichliformes; Cichlidae
Gene: snapc2
Product: small nuclear RNA activating complex, polypeptide 2
Biological process (GO): snRNA transcription
Cellular component (GO): nuclear body
Molecular function (GO): RNA polymerase II general transcription initiation factor activity
Source: RefSeq, a predicted model, not a curated record
GUGAGUAGCAGGAGCCUGUGUUGAAUCUCAGGCGAACAUGAAGCCGCAUCCUCGCGUUACUCGGACAAAGUGGGCUGACAGACUGGACGCUGAGCCGGAACGUUCCGGUAAAUGCAGCUGGCAUCGAGACGAGAAGAAGAAACUUCUUGUUGCCCUUAAAAGACUGAGUAGCGGGACCGCCGCAGGAAAAACAGACAUCGACUGUGCCUUCCUGAGGAAACACCUGCCUACUCGGUCCCUUUCAGAGAUCCAGUCUGUGGUUGAACUUCUGAAGAACAAAGUGCUCUUAAAUACCAGGUUGAAGCUGAAAAGGCAAAGGAGGGAGGAGAGGAACGUUAGAAAACCCAUUGAGGAGUGGACAUACAUGGCCUCUUCUUUAGUGGGAACCCUUGAGGAAUCUAUUUCCACUGCUUUCUCUCAGAUGCUGAUCGUGUCUUCUACAGAGCCUUGCACUUUGAGAAAUGGUGACCCUCCCCAGGUGCACAGACCACCCACAGAUGGUCGUACCAUCCCUUUGAGGCCAAUACCGGUGCCAGUGCAAGGUGCGCAUCGGUACACAAAGGCAGUCCAGUCACCCAAGACUCCAGCACCAACCACAAGGCCAUCCAAAACACCGCCAGCACCAUCUCAAAUUGCAUCUCUGACAGCGACGCCAGAGAAAGGACCGCUUCAACCCCCUUCUAGGUCUUCAACAUCUCCAAGUCUUAGCAGGUCAAUAAACAAGACCACCCAGCAGCCCACCGAGCCACAGCCCACCACCGUCGCCAUCACCUCCACCUCUCAGUCUUUGUCUUCCAGCCUUAAUGUGCCCGCCUCUUGCUCUGCCACUACCCUUACUUCAGUCCCCCGUUCUGUAUUAUCCACUGCUGCCUCUUCAGCCAUUUCCAGCUGCUCCACACCCACUACUCUCCCACAGUCCGUCUCCGCCACAGCAUUUCAUGCCAAGUUUGGUCGGACCAGCAAAUAUGCCACAAAAAACAUGUUUGGUGUCAAGUGUGUAGUGGACUUUGAGAGGAUCUAUGGCUUCUUAAGUACAGUUCAAAAACCGAAUCAGGAUUGUCAACUCACUCCCAUGGAUGUACCAGUGUCUCUCUGCCCCCGCUGACUCUAACACGACAAGAAGAAGGCUUCAAGAACUGGAUGAUGAACUUUUUACUCAGUUAAAGGCACUGGUUCCUCAAGACCAUCAGACUCCCACAGGAACUACCGACAGCACUAACAUCACGGACGGUGAAGGAAAGAAGUCACUGAUGCACAAAGCCGACAGCCAAUCAACACAGAGCUCUACCACAUCUAGCAAAUUAGAUUAUUCAAAUGUGACGCCCCCUCAUCUGAACCCUUUUAUUGUGCCGCUGACACUGUUAAAGCGUAGACAGAAUCCAUAAUUAUUUAGACGUUGUUGUAGUGAUUUUUAACCCAUUACUGAGCUUUCAGCUCAUCACAGUAUGUUAAGUGUCAAAAGCUCCUGCUAAUUGAUUUUCUUUAUUUGUUUGAAUUACGUGGGUCCUUAUUUCAAACUUUCGAACUGUAUCAUUCAUGCAAAGCUGUUCUUUCAGCUCAUUAUGUUAGUACAGUUAAACAAAUGCAUUUGGGACAUUUAGCUUUUUCUUUUUAAUAGAAAUGUUUCCUGCAGAUAACUCUUUGACGUUUUAAUAUAACUAAACAACACUUCCAAACAGCACUUUCAGAUCUUUCAUCUAUGAGAACGGCUGAAUGUAAUAAAACUAUAUUAAGUAUACCCUCGCCUACCCAAACCCUUUAAUUCAGGUGUUCCGAUCACUUCCACGAACACAGCUGUAUAAAAUCGAGCUCCAGGCCUGCAGACUGGUUCUACAUUUGUGAAAGAAUGGGUCGCUGUCAUGAGCUCAAUACAUUCCUGCGUGGCACCGUUACAGGAUGCCUGUGCAAUGCUGAAUAUUCCAGUCUGCCAGUAGUAUAACAAAGUGAGAACCACUGGGAAUGAAAGCCUUCAAAUGAGCUUGAGAGCAGCACGUAGACGGCUUCAUUGAACAGGUUUCCGUGGCUGAUCAGCUGCAUCCGAGCCUUACAUGAAAGGUUUUGGAUGCAGUGGUGUAAAGCACUGGACUCCAGAGGACACGCGUUCUCUGGAGUGACGAAUCACACUUCUACGUCUGGCAGUUUGGGUACAGGAGUGUGGAUUUGGGGAUUGGAGAACAGCGGACCUGACUGAAUUAUGCCUGCCUGUUCAGCAGCUGCUGGGACCUGGAGGAGGAAGAGCAAUAGAUAUGCAGCUCAUUCAUUGGUAACUGUUACCAAUGAACAGUUCUGUUCAGCACUGUCUACAGAAAGCAUUGUAAAUAAAAUAUCAGCAUAUUUUGAUAAAUGCAAAAAAGUACAGGAAGUUGGAAACAUGUAAUUUUAUUAAGUAGACCUGGGUUUGAAUGGUAGUGUCACAAAUGCAAAAAAUCCAUGAUAUAAAAAAUGACAAAUGAAAUUAAUACAAUGGAUAUUCUGUCUGCACAAUUGUUUGAGAAAUGUUAGACAGUUAAAAAAGUUCAAUAAACCAUUUUACCGAGUUGUUAAAAGAAGGAGGUGGAGAUGUGGGCCGAUGGUGAAAUUGUUCUGUUGCAUGUGUAUGAAAGACCUACACAUUCUUGUGAAUUUGUGUAGCCAAGGGCACCCCCAAAACAUAUUCCCUAAUGUGGUUGGAACCUGAUUGGCGUCUUGCACAUGCUACACUCACAGUUGGAUACAUUUUUGCUUGUCUGUAACUAAGUACUCUCUUAAAUUGUAUCAAACAUUGUCUAAUACAGAACGAGGAUGUGUGAGUAUUCUCUAGACAGCUGCCAGAAUUCUUUGGGAAUUUCCAUUUUGAGAUCUUUAU